GCCUACCUGUCCUGAGGCGCUGUCCAUUCAGCACCACGCCACGGAGCUCCACUAUGCCUACCUGUCCUGAGGCGCUGUCCUGAGGCGGUGCUGAAUCACGGAAGCAGCCUUAGGAAUGGUGUGGAAGAAAAAGACAGGAUAUCCCCAAAACACCUGGAUUGACUUUUUGAGAAAGUAUUUUGGUGGAAUGUUUGCUAAAGGCAGUGCUGGAGUCCAACCAGAACAAGGGAAAGGCAAUGCAGAUAAAGCUGGGAAGGGGAAUGAAGAUCUUUUUCAUGAAGUGGGAGGUGAGCUCGUGUUGACGCCGGACAAGUCCACAGUGACUGACCCCAUCACAAGCAUCCUAUGGAAGCAUGGGGAGUGCUGGGUGGCAUAUUGGGAUUUGAGUGGUCUGGACAUCUAUGGUGCCUUCAAAGAGCGUACAACCCUGGACCAGAAUACUGGAGAGCUGAGAAUCAGUGGAUUGAAGAAAACAGACAGUGGAGUUUAUUCUGUGGAGUUCAACAGCAAACUGCUUGUCAAGACAUAUAAACUAUCUGUUAUCAAUAAACCUAGCGGAUCCAACCGUCCUAAAGAUGAAUCAAAGCCUGAUGCUAAAGUCAGUGAUGGAGUCCAGCCAGAACAAGAGACGGUUCGGCUACUGCCUGUCAAAACGGGGAACGAUGACGCAGACAAAUUGCAGGGGAAUGGAGCAGCAGAAGUCAGCGGAUCCAGUUGUCCUAAAGAUGAGUCAAAGCCUGAGGGCAGUGAUGGAGUCCAGCCAGAACAAGUGGGCGAGUCUAAAACAGAUGGCAGCGCUGCACCAGUGGGCGAGGAUGAGUCUAAAACAGAUGGCAGCGCUGCACCAGUGGGAGAGGAUGAGUCUAAAACAGAUGGCAGCGCUGCACCAGUGGGCGAGGAUGAGUCUAAAACAGAUGGCAGCGCUGCACCAGUGGGAGAGGAUGAGUCUAAAACAGAUGGCAGCGCUGCACCAGUGGGAGAGGAUGAGUCUAAAACGGAUGGCAGCGCUGCACCAGUGGGAGAGGAUGAGUCUAAAACAGAUGGCAGCGCUGCACCAGUGGGCGAGGAUGAGUCUAAAACGGAUGGCAGCGCUGCACCACGCUGCACCAGUGGGCGAGGAUGA
Salvelinus namaycush (lake trout) is the source of this 1123-nucleotide messenger RNA. RefSeq lists its product as uncharacterized. NCBI's taxonomy places the organism in Eukaryota, Metazoa, Chordata, Actinopteri, Salmoniformes, Salmonidae. The transcript is spliced from 13 exons. The coding region runs from base 116 to 1123 and encodes 335 amino acids. The record is from RefSeq and is a predicted model, not a curated record.